Ciona intestinalis (vase tunicate) is the source of this 737-nucleotide messenger RNA. RefSeq lists its product as uncharacterized. Gene Ontology annotation, cellular component: exon-exon junction complex; cytoplasm. Gene Ontology annotation, biological process: exon-exon junction complex disassembly. NCBI's taxonomy places the organism in Eukaryota, Metazoa, Chordata, Ascidiacea, Phlebobranchia, Cionidae. The record is from RefSeq and is a predicted model, not a curated record. Gene Ontology annotation, molecular function: RNA binding.
AAAUUAAAAUUGAUAACAUUUUAAUGAUUUCGUUGUCGUUUUUAGUAUUUUUACUUAGAAUCAGUUGCGGUUAGCUCUUACGGCCAUGACAGACGUUCUAAUUUGUGACCCAUUUAAUGAGAAAAAGGUGACAAAAGCAUCAAAAAGGAAUAAGCAACGAAAACAAGCCAAAAAUAAGCACAAAGGUGACGACUCGCCAGAACCUGUAUCGGGCAAUGACAGCUCGCUAGCUGGCCUACGUCAUCAGAUGGAACUUGCACAAAAACAAGAGGAUCACGUGCUAAUGAACAAAUUGCGGCAAAAAAUUUGGUUGUUGCAAGACGCUGCUGCUGGAGUUAAGUCAAACGUCUCGAAGGAAACGUUAGCUGCCAUUUUCCAAGACACAACAAACGUUAAGAAAACGAUAACGUUUGAAAGGCCUUUGAACGCGGAUGUUCCAACAUUAGAAGAUACAAAACGAGAGGUCUUGGAUAAAAAGAUGAGAAAACUGCAGAAGAAAAAACAGGACAUCCAGAAACUAAAAGAUCGACUUGGAAGCGGCGAGAAGCUCGAAAAAACGCAGCUUCUUAAAAUCGAGAGAGAAAGGGAACUUGAUGACGAAAUCGAUGACGUAGAAGACGAGCUAUUUCAAAUCCAGCAACAACAGCGACGUUAAGUUAAGUAACGUUGCGUUUAUUUGGUUGGAAAGACAGCGUUAUAAAAUGCGAAAUGAAUAAAUGAACGUACGGGCCAAGAGA